This is a messenger RNA of Meira miltonrushii, 1960 nucleotides long. RefSeq lists its product as uncharacterized. NCBI's taxonomy places the organism in Eukaryota, Fungi, Basidiomycota, Exobasidiomycetes, Exobasidiales, Brachybasidiaceae. Bases 137 to 1687 code for a protein of 516 amino acids. The transcript is spliced from 2 exons. Gene Ontology annotation, cellular component: cytoplasm. The record is from RefSeq and is a predicted model, not a curated record.
CCUAUCAACAUAUCAUUCUCGCCUCUCAACCUUCACUGUAUCCAUCAACAACGAGACACAACUACAGAGACACACACACACACACACAAGCAGGCAAGACAACAGAUCCUACUACAGUCUUUUAUUCUCCGACGGAAUGGCUGGCACAAACUCACGAUCCCAACGUGAGGUACUAGACGCUCUAGCAGACGUUGUCAGCGUUGAACCAAAUUCAUACGGCAACAGAAACCAUUCCUACGACACUUCCUCGGCUAGUUAUUCCGGACAAGCUCCUAUGUCAGUCAUGAAUCCUGUUCCAACUGUGCCAACAAAAGAUACUUUUGACCCUGUAGGUCCGGCUUCACGCAACAGAAGACCGUCAAAUGGUCAACAAGCUCCGCCUCCUCCUGCAAAGAGUAGCGGUCUAGGUGGACGUUUUGCAAACGCAUUCCGUCGUCACCAUACCGAUGACAAAGAUACAAAAAGACGUGAAAAGGAAAAACGCAUGCAACGUGCAAUUGAUGAAGCACAGCCAACCCGAAUGGACGUUAUCGAUCGAAUGGAUUUGAGUGGUUUAGGCGCCAGUCUUUUCCAUCACGACUCACCUUAUGACGCAUGCUCACCUCAUCGCAAUCACAACUCCAGAAGAGCGCCAGUGAAUGCUUUUGAUCCCAACGUAGACCCUAUGACCGGUUUGCCCGUCGGACAACCUCGUAACGCCGGCGCAAGUGGAAGUAACAGACAAGGUUUGAGUCCGCUUGCUCAGGCUACAAUGCGCAAAAUGAACGAUAGCAAAGGAGACGUUCAGAGUAACGGUAAAGAUCAAAGGGUAGCUCCUAGUCGCGGUAAUUCUGCAGUUUCUGGGCAAUUGCCAAAACUAAACAGAAACCAAACUAACCAAACUACAUCAAGCGCAGGUCAAUCCGAGUAUGAUACCAACGAUGCCGCUAGCAGCGUAUCGCAAAAUGAAUCUGUUGAUCGUGGCUUUUAUUACAAUGCUCCCGUCAACGUUUCUCGUGGUCGUGCAGACGUUGCCAAUCCAAAUGCAGAUGUUUGGGGCGUUACAAGUGAACCAUGGCAAGAUUUUGCAUCACCCGCUGCGAACAGUAGACAAGGUACAAACUCACGCCGUAGCAGCAAUGACGGCUUGCGCAGCUCUGCAAGCAGCGUUUUCGAUAUGGAAGCCGUAUUGACCGGAAAGCCGUCAACAAGACAACCUAUCGGUGGAUCAUCUUUGGCUAACGGAGCAGCUUCACCCGGAGAAUCUUCAGGAGGUUCAGCAGCAGGAACGGGAAACAAGGAUGGACCAAAAAGAUCCAAAAGUCUUGUAAAGAGAAUCAAAACUGCACGUCAGUACGGAAACGUUCCACCACCGGACGAUGAUGUUGUAGAACGUGCAGAAGCAGCACAAACUGGAUUGCGUUCUGCAAGCGGUGGCAGUGCAGCCGCAAGACAUCGUGGAUUCGCUCAUCAUCAUUCUCCUAGUACGCCUCCGAUGCAAUCAAGUUCACCUUCUCUUGCCCAAGGUACAACAUCAAUGCAAAGAAGUGGAACUUUGAAAGCAACCGGCAAUGGUGCUGAUCAAUCCUAUGCAUCUGGUCAUGCUGGUGCUCAAAACGGUAACAACAACCUCGGCCGCAAGAAUUCCGUCUUUGGCCGAUUCCGUGGCAAAUCUCGUGAACAACGUGAUGUUGCUGUGGCACGUUGAAUGUGCUUGGUUUUUUUGUUUCGACAUCUUUUGGGUUUCCGUUUUAUUGUCACAUUGUAAUCUUCAACCGAGAAGGUCUUGCAUGCUCUUUCUUCAGGGGAGAAUGUCCUUUAUUUUUAUCCGAUUGUUUCACUGUUUUGUAGGCUUGAUGUUUUUCAAUCCUUUCGAUAUAUCAUCUACUUCGAACAUUUUGUCAUUUCAUUUCACCAAUUAUCGUUUCAUACACGAUUUAUUACAAUUUAUGAUGCAUUCAGAAUUACAAGGUUUGAGGUC